CGGAUCAAAGCCUUAUACGGGACAUCACCGUCCGCAAUUCCUCGCUCUAGAACUCUGCGGCAUGAUGAUGCGAUGCGUAUCCGAUCAUUCCGAUGCAAUCUCUCUCGACAAUAUCGGUAUCAAAAAAUACAGAGGUUACAUGGCGUCACUGUUAUUCGGCUAUGGAUUUCUCCGCAUCCCGAGCAGUGAGAAAGCAGCUGGCUAGGGUACUUCUGCGUCUGCGUCAGGUCGAAGAAUGAAGAAGUUGCUCAAAGGACGCAGAGAGCGGACAAGUAGCUCGAAAGCUCUAAAUUCCGAAGCUGGAAACCAUUUAUCUCAUUAUUGAGGCAAGUCGUGCGUCGAUGAGACGCAGUAUAUACUCGCUGAUGAAUGCUAGUCUGUACCUUUCAUCUGGUGUGAGACCUUACGUGCUCAAUUCGAUCUGAGAAAGUAUUCCAAGACUUUGACCGAAGUAACCAUCGAAUGAACGUCCUAAUCGUUUCACGU
Marchantia polymorpha subsp. ruderalis is the source of this 486-nucleotide messenger RNA. NCBI's taxonomy places the organism in Eukaryota, Viridiplantae, Streptophyta, Marchantiopsida, Marchantiales, Marchantiaceae. The record is from the annotation of a GenBank genome assembly.